UAAUAUGAUUGUAUUUUCAGAGAUUAGUAACAAACUUUCGGAGAAUUCGUCAGCAAAGUGAAAUUGUGGUUAUUACAUGCAUGUGUGAGGUUGAUUCAUGAAAUAACUAUGCCGUUUACCGCUGAUACUGCAGCUCAUCAAGUACAGGAGCGUCUAAAAAAUAUUUAUCAUUUGGUUCAUGAAGUUGAAGACGAACGAAACCGCUCAGAACACAAUUUAAAUAAUAUCGUAAAAGCUCACGAGAAGAUUACUCCUGAUGACAAAGUUUCACUCUAUUACCAACAAAGGUUGAAAAAUCUUUAUAAUGCUGCCGUUUCAGAUGCUCAGCAAGAAGAAGAUUUAAUACGCAAAGCCUUAUCAAAAAUAAGCGAAAUUCGUGCGAUAAGAAAUGAACGACGUAUUCAGGCACGAAAUGCAGGGAAUAAAGAAACCAUUAGGCGAGGUGCUCUGAUGAAGAUGUUGUUGAGUACCGCACAAACUCUUCCACUUUAUGUAGGAAAAGCGCCAGGAGCUAAAGCUCCUCCCUUGUGUGGUGCAGUACCAGCAGAACCGACGUAUAUCGCUAAGGUAUUUUUCAUUAAAAAGUUAUUAUUAUUCAAAAUUAGUAUAAAUGUCGACUUUUAUGAUUAUUGUAAUUAUUUUUGCUGCGAUACUUCGCUUAUAAAUAUAGUGACUGUUUCUUAA
This is a messenger RNA of Cephus cinctus (wheat stem sawfly), 684 nucleotides long. Its product is annotated as SAGA-associated factor 29-like. The record is from RefSeq and is a predicted model, not a curated record. Gene Ontology annotation, cellular component: SAGA complex. Lineage: Eukaryota; Metazoa; Arthropoda; Insecta; Hymenoptera; Cephidae. The coding region runs from base 109 to 684 and encodes 191 amino acids. The transcript is spliced from 3 exons.